Messenger RNA from Toxorhynchites rutilus septentrionalis, 6114 nucleotides. RefSeq lists its product as uncharacterized. The transcript is spliced from 5 exons. Bases 2667 to 5216 code for a protein of 849 amino acids. The record is from RefSeq and is a predicted model, not a curated record. Lineage: Eukaryota; Metazoa; Arthropoda; Insecta; Diptera; Culicidae.
UUAAGUCUGAAUACAUAACAGAGCUGAGAGAGUAAGAAAGAAGGCUGAAAAUAUUUGAAGCGAAAUAAUCGACGUGUGAUGCUUGAAAGGUGCGCGAAGAAGGGGAUAUCUCCAGCCCAACUAGUUUUGAAUGGAGCAAAUGAGUGUGGAGUAGGACCUAAAACAAAUUGAAUUUUGAAACUCGGUUGGCGAAAAUUUGACUGAGUGUUGAUUAUCCAAACGAUAGUGUCGGAUAGUGUCGUGCUUUCUAUUCAUGACAAGUUCAUGUUUAUGCCCAAGGGAGUUUUGCUCUGAAUCCGCCAAUUGUGGAAUGAGUUUAUCGUGCCAAUGAACUCCACAAUGUACAACAGUAUAUUUGCUUAUACGGGAUCAGUGUGAAAUAAAUAAACAAAGUGGUUCAUUGAGAAAGCAAAUCGGCGCUCUAUAUGAUUUUUGUCUUUCAAAGCCCGUUAUUGAAACGGGUCGCAGUGAGAGUGUCCCCGUCAAAUUGCAAAAAAUGCAAUUCCGCUGAAGCUGUGAUGCUGUGCGUACGGUUUGAAUGAGAAGGAUUCAUCCCUUAUGAGAUCUGGACUAUUUGACGACUCUCAGAUUGAACCUGGGAACACCAACACUCGAUAAUUGUUAGUGAAACUGAAAAACAAAACGUUUGGAAUCUUCCGCCGUCAACUGUUUAUUUGAAUUUUCUUCGGAAGACAGAAGAAAACUUUAUCAAAUAAAAUACACCACAGUUCAAUCGACACCCCGAACCUCUUACCAACAAACAACUUGUCGAUACUUUGCAUGGUGGCAACAGUGACAGUGUACAAGUGAAUUCUGACGAGUGUACCUGGCAAGCGAUCGACACGCUUGCAACAGGUUACGAUUGGUGCGCAGGUUCACCGGUCGAGGGUAUGUUACGUGCGGAUAAACGAAAAUUUUCACGCUUCGAAGAGUGCUGACUUGGCUUCAGGUUUCGGGUUUCGUGCCUCCCGUUGAACAUGUCUUUGAAAGUGACGGCCACAUUGGUCUCUUCAUCGGUUGCAAUCGCAUUUCGCGAUAGGGCAUUGAAGUCGAAUUAAACCGGAGAUAAUUUGAGCGCGCUUUGCGCAAGCUUAUUUGGGUGUUUCUCAAAAGUUGCGUCGAAUUUUUCUCGGCUCGACCAGGCGCUUUACAACAAAACGAAAAAAAAAAACAUUGUCGGUGUGCUAUUCGGUUCUACGUUCGAGAAAAUGACACAGUGCUGCUGAAUUGGUCAACAAAACGAAAGUGAAAAUUGAUUUUCUCUGAUCACUGAUUUUUUUGGUGUGGUGUGUGAACGCAGCAAGACGGGGGGCAGCUACGCCACGGUGAAUUUCGAAACUUAUCGACUUCGAAAACAAAAGUUUUAGCCGAAGAAAAGUGAUAAAUAUUUGUAGUUAAUUGAUUGCUUUCGCUGGGCGCUCUUCUAUCACCUGUUGGUGUGUGCUUUUGUUCGCAAAAAAUCGUUUUAGCCCACCUUACGAAAAAGUAAUUACAAUUGAAACCGUGCGCAAUCGACGGUAGCGAAAAUAGUCGAAAGAAAGAAAAUAGAGUGCAAUAAAGAUUAAGCACCAACUCUAGUGCAUAAUUGUGAAACAUAGAAAAAGAAGUGGAAGAAAAAUCCGUGCACGAAGUUGAUUUUUUUGCUUGUUUAAGUGGAAGAAGCUUUUGGUUUAUCAGUGUUAUCGGCGGUGGAAAUUUUAAUUGCAAAAGAAAGGAGCCGCAAAACUUUCAGAUUUACAAGCUUGCAUCCAUACACUAAAACGAAGCGGCCGGUAAAUUGCAUGCUGGGAGCCACAGAAACAGACGGAGCGACGACGAAGAGGACGUGAACUUUUACGUGAACUCAUUGCAAAUGAUUGGAGCUUUACUGCAAACGCUUAAUUUCGACACCUAUUUGUAACUAUACAGAAAGAGAAAUACUAUGAGGCUGCCAGAGGAAGAGAGAUAACCUUGGCUUUAUCGGUGGCUUUCUGCAGUUAAUACAUAUCAACAACAAACAAACAGCAUCUAACAGUUGAAACAGUCGCCUAACCGCCGCCAUAACUGAGUUCAAGGCCUUCCAUUACUAGGAGACCCGAAUGAGGAAUCGAUCAUCUAAUAUAUCCCACUCCGACACGAGAGUAGAGUCGUCUGUGGUGUGAAACGUUCAAUAAAGCGCAAGAAGAAUAAAAGUGCGCAAGUGUGUUUGAGUUGAUUGGUGGUUUGAAUUGCAAGUGCAACACUUAAUUAAAAUCUGGAGCCUCCUCAUUAAGGCCCUGUGUGCUAUUGUGCCAAUGUGGAUGUGUACGUCUACCGCAUGAGCAAGAGCAUUUGAUUGGCUCGUAUUACGUGAAGCAACCAGAAGAAAUAAGUUGAAAACUGCUAAUUUCCGUUAGAUCAUUUUCCGCUACGAAAGCGGCUGAAACAAAACAGCAAUAUGUGAGAGAUCCCGCAGUCACGGUCGAAUCAAGUUUUCAACUUUGUGUGCCAACGAGGCGCCGGUUCGUAUUGCGAGUUUCGAAUCAAGUUAUGUGAUUUGAUUAGGGCUUCCUAAGCACGUUCCAUCGACACAAGGACGAUGUAAAGUUAAUUUUCUUGUUGAAGAUUAGAGCUAUCAAGCAUUUACAAGUUUAAUUUAGAGGCAAUUUCCGCUCUUUAAUCAAGAAUUCGAAGAGCCGAAAUCCAAUAUGGCCUCCAGUGACAAAUCAACGUCGAAUGGAACGAGUGAAUCGCAGCCGUCUUCUUGUGGCAGCGAAAACAGUAGAGAUGAGGUGGAUUUUGUACUGAAACUCCCGUCCGUGGCAGAAUCCGAUACAUGUUUGGCAUGCAGCAAGAACCAAAAAUCCAGUGGAGCGUUGAACAACAAUUGUUCUCACGGGAAAAGUCCCGACAAGUUCAACAUUUUCCAUCUCAAGCGUCGCCCCAAAAGUGAUCCUGGAACCGGGACAAUCGCUAAGCACGCGCAGCAGCUUGCGGCGGAUGCAUCGACGGAUCCUGUCAAAAAGAAAAAAUCACGCUUCGUGAAGAGUGCAUCCAUCGCACGGAUCUUCGGCAACAACUACAAUACCAAAAAACACGAACAGGACGGUGGAACACUGUUGAAGUUGCAGCAUUUCAAGCGAAGUUUCCUCGGUAGCGAGAGGUUCCACAAAAAGGACCCGACGGCUGUCACAGCCGGUGUGGGACCGGAACCGGAACCGAAAAUAGGCGAUGGAUGCUAUGUGAACGAUAACGAGAGCGGUACCAAAGCGAUCAGGUCAAUAACGCGAGGGUUGGGGCGACUGCUUAGGAGGAACAGCCAUAGUAUCGAGAUUAGUCGACCGGAUCCGGAAUACAAGGUGUCCUACCUUGGGAACGUACUGACUGGCUGGGCGAAAGGUGAGGGCUGUGUGGAGAAACCACUGGCUACGCUGUGGCGAAAUUACACCCAGAACAGUAAACCGGACGUGAUGAUGAAGCUGUGCCUGUGUCCAUCUGGGUUGAAGGCAACCACCAGGCAGCACGGCCUGACCGAGUACUGGUCUCAUAGGAUUACCUACUGCAGUGCACCAAAGAACUAUCCCCGGGUGUUUUGUUGGAUCUAUCGACACGAGGGUCGCAAGCUGAAGCAUGAAUUCCGCUGCCAUGCGGUUAUCUGUUCCAAAGAGACGAUUGCGAAAGAUAUAAGCUCCGCAUUGAAGGAAAACCUAGCCAAAGCCCUGCUGGAGUUCAAACGGGACAAGUUGAACCGACAGAACGCCCGGCUCAGUCUGGCGAACAGUGUGUACGACAACCCCAGUAUGCCGAGGCGUAAGAUAAUGCUGAGCGUCGGUGCCAAUAACUAUAGGCCGCCGCUGGAGCGCUCCAAGUCCGCCCCGAAGCUGAUGGCAAUCGAGGAAAUGAUCGGCGAAGAAGAGGAAGAAGACGACCAACUGCCGGGAGGAAGUGCCACUAAAGUUCCCAAGUCGGGUCAGGCUGCAGGAGGGGAGGAUCUCAGGGCAUGCUGCAAGGAAGAUGCACUCUACCCUUCCACCACGCUGGGCAGGCGGAGAUGCAGACGGGGUCACUCGAUGCGCAGGAGUCGGCUGAGAAACUCAUUCAAGUCGGCCAAAGCCGUCGAAGCCAAAGUACCUUUGAAGAAUGAGAAUCUCGUGCAGGAGAGUCCGAUGAAUAAGUCAGUUGAUUCCAUAUUGGAUACGAUAAAGCAAGAGGAGGAAGAAGAGCAUGUUCCCGAAGGAGGUGAAUCCUCAAGUGACAAUCUUGGUCCGAGAAAGAUAUCCCAUAGUUCUGAUUCUUCGGAGGAUGACUUCGAGACAUUGCUACGACAUUACAAUUACAACUCCAAAGAGCCACUGUCGCUGGAACUUAUCUCCUAUUUAGACAUGAAAUUGAGUCCCAAGGAAGCGUCUAGCAUGCACGAUAUAAGCGCUAGUAACCAUCGGGAUAACGUAGCCGAACUGGGAAUGCGAUUAGAAGACGCCCGCUUAGCGCUUAGUUUGGACGAUCUUGAUAGCUAUGAGAAUGAUCAUCGCCCGGAAGAAUCCGAAGAUGGGGUGUUUUUCAAUCAAGAUGAAGUUCUAGAAAUGCUCCGCAGUGCAGCAGAAUCAGCCAGCAGUUUUGUUGCUGGUGAGAAAGCCGACCUGAUGAGUUUGCUCCAGAAAGCUCCCAAUGGCGAAGAUGACACUGCUCCACCCUCACUUCUUUGUGUAUCCAACAAAAUAAGUGGUCAUUCAGACAGCGACGAAGGGUCAAUCUCCAGUGGAUGUGAAACAUCCAGUACUGUUACCACAAAUACGGACGAAUCCGCGGCGGCCAUACUAAUAAAACCAUGUUCGGUUCUUGAACGAGUCCGUAGUUUCGAACAGUUAGCCGACCACCAAGUCAUUCAGGAGCCGAUCGGCGAAAAAACUCCUCUUGGCAAACACUGUGCCGAAAAUGCCGUUUUCAAGCGUAGCAUUACAGUCCCUGCUCCUGGCGUUAAGACGAGCUUCCUACUACCGGUCACUACGACAAUCGUUCAGGAAGCAAGCAAACUUCACGCGGAACCAACGCAUCCGCUGUACGAUUCGACUUCUGCAUCCUCUACACCCAGUGGUAGCGCACAACAUUCGCUUCGACUCAAAUCAACAGUUGCUGCAAUUAACACCGAACUAAUAAACCAUCUGCAGGCCGUCGACUCCGACUCCGACCUCAGCGACGAGUCCGGUUACGUUGAAUUCCAAGACCAUCAGCCACCAAUCAAAUCCAUGUCGGCCUAAGGUGCCUCAGAAGAAAGGGUGCUUAUUUUGCACAUUCCCUUAUUCCAAUGGUCCUGUUUUCGGGAUGGCGGCGGAAACGGUUGCUAGCGCGCUGUUGCAGGUGCAGAAAAGUCUAGUGAAUUAGCUUUAUAUCUGUUGUGUUUGGUGUGGAACUGUAACUGAACAAAAGCAUCACAAACAAAUUGGUUAAUCCUCAAGGUCGAUGUUAAGAUUUAUUGUUGAUAUAUGAUAUGAAUUAGUUGUUUGUUGUAGAACUGUUACUUUUUGAUUAAUCUCACUAAAAGCGGAAUCAAGGGUGAAAGCCUCAUACCAAAUAAUUUAUUAUACUAAUACUAUGGCUUAAUGUUUAUAGGAUAGUUAUCUCUAAGUUGGGAAUCCGAUUGUUGAUAGUUGAAGCGGGAAAUACGUUAUUUACGAUAUUCUAAGAACCAAGUAAGUAGUUCACAAGUAACCAAUGAGGUGAAGUAAGAUAGGAGAGAUUAUAGUAUAACAAAUAACUGAGCAGGUAUCUAUGACCUAAGCAUAGAGAAGAAGAGCACUAUCCGCACACAGAAACACAGAUCCCUCCACCCACUUGCUCACACAAGAUGUUUUAUAUUUAGAAACUAAGCCAAUCAUGAGAACCAAAACGAUCCCCGAGUAUGUCACUGUUUGGCAUCUGUCUUUUUACAGUAAUAGUGCGUAUAACAUAUGAAGUGAACUUUAUUGGUAGUAAUCAAUCAACUGAAGGACUUAAAUUUGAAAACUGUGAAAUUAUACUAACAGAAAAGAUAUGUAUGUAACUAUGAAGAUAAAUAUAGAUGACUAUAUUUAUUUAUGUAUGAUAUUAAUGAAUGUCUCAAACGUAGAUGAAGAAAUGCGGAAAAUAAAGCAUUGGAUGGAAUGAUAAAGAUGAUUA